Molecule: messenger RNA, 288 nt
Organism: Ambispora leptoticha
Lineage: Eukaryota; Fungi; Glomeromycota; Glomeromycetes; Archaeosporales; Ambisporaceae
Source: the annotation of a GenBank genome assembly
AUGAGCAAUACUGUUUGUCACAGCUAUCUAGAACCUUCUUUCCGCAAUUUUGUAAAAGCUUUAUUAUACUUGGCAGUAAUUUCAGUGUUCAUGAGGGCAAGUAUUGCUGCUGGGCCAUCACCUGUAACAACAACCACCACACCAAAUUACUUGCAAUAUGACAAUGCUCUAACGACGACGACAACAACAACAGAACCAUUUCAACUGAUAGGAGAUGCUAAUAAUUCGGCAGGCGUUUUCGGUGUGGUGUUGGCUAGCGCUGCUGCUUUAUUGAAUGGUUUAGCAUAA